AUGGGGCUUCCCAUGCAGGUUUUGACCUGCGCCAUCAUAGCUUUGCUACACCACCAUGUCAACGGUGGGCUCAUCAAGAGAAUUAUCCGGCAGAAGCGGGAGACCGGGUUAAACGUGACCUUGCCAGAGGAUAACCAGUCUGUGGUCUUUAACCACGUCUACAACAUUAACGUACCCAUGGGCUCCCUCUGCUCGGUGGACUUGGACUCAGCUAAUGAGGACACAGACCUGAAGUCCCAGGUUGAGCCGAGCAAGACCUACCAGGAGCACACGGUGAAUGAGGGGAACCAGAUUGUCUUCACACAUCGCAUCAACAUCCCCCGCCGGGCUUGUGGCUGUGCGGCUGCUCCUGACAUCAAGGAUCUGCUGAGCAGACUGGAGGAGCUGGAGGGGCUGGUAUCCUCUCUACGAGAGCAGUGCUCCAGCAGUGCUGGCUGCUGCCCCAGCAGCCUAACAGCAGAAGGUCAAGUGGACACCACACCAUAUUGCAGCGGACGAGGGAACUACAGCAGUGAGCACUGUGGUUGCAUUUGUGAACCUGGCUGGAAAGGACCCAACUGCUCAGAACCAGAAUGCCUGAACAAUUGCAACAACAAAGGCCGCUGCGUCAAUGGCAAAUGUAUCUGUGAUGAGGGCUUCACUGGGGAGGACUGCAGUCAGCUCACCUGCCCCAAUGACUGCAGUGACCAAGGCAAAUGCAUCAAUGGUGUUUGUUUGUGCUUUGAGGAGUACACCAGUGAGGACUGCAGUGAAGAGCUUUGCCCGGUGGCAUGCAGUGAGCAUGGAAAGUGUGUGAACGGGCGGUGUGUGUGCGACGAAGGCUUCACUGGCGAGGACUGCAGUGAGCCGCUCUGCUUGAACAACUGCAACAACCGUGGGCGCUGCGUGGAGAAAGAGUGUGUGUGCAACGAAGGCUACACGGGUGAAGACUGUGGCGAGCUUAUCUGCCCCAAUGACUGCUACGACCGUGGCCGCUGUGUCAACGGGACCUGCUACUGUGACGAGGGCUUCACCGGGGAGGACUGCGGGGAGCUGACCUGCCCCAACAACUGCAACAACAACGGCCGCUGCAAUAAUGGGCUGUGCAUCUGUAAUGAGGGCUUUGUGGGCGACGACUGUAGCGAGCGGCGGUGCCCCAAGGACUGCAACAAGCGGGGGCGCUGCGUCAACGGGAAGUGCGUGUGCAACGAGGGCUUUGCUGGUGCCGCCUGUGGCCAAGUGAAGUGCCCCAAAGAUUGUAACAAGCGGGGCCGCUGCGUCAACGGGCAGUGUGUGUGCCAGGAGGGCUUCAUGGGCGAAGACUGCAGUGAGUUGCGGUGUCCCGGCGACUGUAGCAACCGGGGCCGCUGCGUCAACGGGCGGUGCGAGUGUGACGAGGGCUUCACAGGCGAGGAUUGCAGCCAGCUGAAGUGUCCCAAUGACUGUCACAACCGCGGGCGUUGCGUCAACAAGCAGUGCGUGUGCAACGAGGGCUUCAUCGGCGAGGACUGCGGGGAGCUGAGGUGCCUCAACGACUGUAAAAACCGGGGGCGCUGCAUCAACGGGCAGUGUGUGUGUGAAGAGGGCUUCGUGGGCGAGGACUGCGGAGAGCUGAGGUGUCCCAACAACUGUAAUGAGCGCGGGCGCUGCAUCAAUGGGCAGUGCGUGUGCGACGAGGGGUACAUGGGGGAGGACUGUGCUGAGCUGAGGUGCCCCAAUGACUGCAACAACCGGGGGCUCUGCGUCAACGGGCUGUGCGAGUGUGACAAUGGGUUCACAGAGAUGGACUGUAGCCAACAGCGGUGCCCCAGUGACUGCAACAACCGGGGUCGCUGCAUCAACGGACAGUGCCUGUGCGAAGAGGGCUUUGGAGGAGUGGACUGCAGUAAGCGAUCCUGCCCCAACAACUGCAAUGACAUGGGCCGCUGCAUUGAUGGGCAAUGCAUUUGUGAUGAUGGAUACGAAGGGGAUGACUGCUCCAAUGUGUCCCCUCCAAGCGAUUUGACAGUGACAGACGUGACAGAUAAGACUGUCAAUCUGGAAUGGAAGAAUGAGAAUCUAGUCAAUGAGUAUCUCAUCACCUAUGUUCCUACCAGUGUUGGUGGCCUAGAACUGCAGUUCAGGGUGCCUGGAAACGAGACAUCUGCUACCAUCCGUGAACUGGAGCCUGGCGUGGAAUACUUUAUCCGUGUGUUUGCCAUCCUAAAGAACAAGAAGAGUAUUCCAAUCAGUGCCAGGGUGGCAACCUAUCUACCUGCUCCUGAAGGCCUGAAAUUCAAAUCCAUCAGGGAGACAUCUGUGCAGGUGGAGUGGGAGCCUCUGAACAUUUCAUUUGAUGGCUGGGAGCUCGUCUUCCGAAAUAUGAAAAAGGAAGAUAAUGGGGACAUAACCAACAGUUUGAAGAGACCAGACACAUCAUAUAUGCAGCCAGGUUUGGCACCAGGACAACAGUAUAACGUAUCCCUGCAUGUAGUGAAAAACAAAACCAGAGGACCUGGGCUGUCUAGAGUGUUUACCACAAAGCUUGAUGGCCCGAGCCAGAUUGAGGCAAGGGAUGUGACAGACACCACAGCUUUAAUCACAUGGUUCAAACCUUUGGCUGAAAUCGAUGACAUAGAGCUCACCUACGAACCCAAGGAUGUUCCAGGGGGCAGGACGACCAUUGACCUCUCUGAGGAUGAAAGCCAGUAUUCCAUUGGGAAUCUGAAGCCACACACAGAGUAUGAGGUGACGCUGAUCUCUCGGCGCAGGGACAUGGCUAGCGACCCUGUGAAGGAAACCUUUGUCACAGGCUUGGAUGCACCAAAGAACCUGAAGCGACUGUCUCAGACAGACAACAGUAUCACCUUGGAGUGGAAGAACAGUCAAGCCAGCAUCGAUAACUACAGAAUCAAGUUCGCUCCCAUCUCAGGUGGAGACCAUGCUGAGAUAACUGUGCCAAGGAGUAACCAGGCCACAACCAAGACAACGCUCACAGGUCUGAGGCCUGGAACUGAAUAUGGCAUUGGAGUGACAGCAGUGAAGCAGGACAGAGAAAGUACUCCCGCUACUAUCAAUGCUGCAACCGAUCUGGAUAAUCCCAAGGACUUGGCGGUCAGUGAUAACACUGAAAUGACCCUCUCCCUCCGCUGGAGAAGACCACUGGCCAAGUUUGACCGCUACCGCCUCACUUACAUGAUCCCCUCUGGGAGGAAGAUUGAAAUUGAGAUACCAGCAGAUAGCACCUCUUACAUCUUGCGAGGGCUGGAGCCUGGUACAGAAUAUACCAUCACCCUAGUGGCAGAGAAAGGCAGGCACAAGAGCAAACCCACAAUGGUGAAGGAGUCUACUGCCACACAUAGUCUAGAUCUAAAGUGGGAGCCGACUCCUGGCCCAGAGGAGUACUCUGGAUCUUGGAGCUCAGAGGCCUCUGGGAUGGGGGAGGAUACGCUGAGGGAUGUUGUGGUCUCCAAUGUGACAGCGCAUGGCUUUAGUCUCUCGUGGAAGGCGGACUCAGGAGCCUACACUAGUUUUGUGGUGGAGUACAAGGAGGUGGCGUGGGCAGCUGGGCCCCUUGCAGAAGUCUUCAUGCCCGGAGACUCCUUAGGCACUGUGAUUGAUGGCCUCCAGGCUAACACAUCCUAUAAAAUCAAGGUGUACGGAAUGAUUGGAGGACAGCGCUCCCAUCCUCUUGAAGCUGUGGCUACAACAGCACAUCUAGUCACAGCAUCUGGAGAAUCAGACAGUGAAACAACACUUAAUCCUACCAGCCCAGCACCUACUGCGCUAAGUUACUUAACAAACCCAAGCACUGAUUCUCAUGCUCUGCUUUCAGUGCCCACUGAUUUUUCCAUCCUGGAAGCCACUGCCCAACUUCAUGAUCUUAAAAUAACAGGCAGGACUUUCAAUAGUUUCACAGUGUCCUGGGCAGCACAAGAUGCAUUAUUUGAUCAGUUCUUUAUCACUCUGAAAAGCCUGCCCAGUUUAAACAGGACCCAGGAAAUCUUUGUGCCGGGAAACCUACGAGAAACAGAAUUUACCAAUCUCACAGCUGGCACACAAUAUCUGAUUAAUCUCCAUGGAAGCUCUCAAGGUCAGCUCUCUCAGUCACUGGAUGCUCUAGCUGCCACAGAGGAGGAACCUGAGCUCGGAAAGUUAACAGUAUCGAAGGUUAGCUGGGAUGGUUUCCAACUCAACUGGACAGCAGCAGAAGGGGCCUAUGAGACUUUUGUCAUUCAGGUGCAGGAGCCUAAAAAUCCAGAAGAAGCUCGGAAUCUCACAGUCCCAGGCAGCCUGCGCUUUGUGAAUGUUCCUGGCCUCAAGGCUAACAUGCCCUACACUGUCACCCUUUAUGGUGUGAUUCAGGGCUACAGGACCAAGCCCCUUUCUGUUAACACCACAACAGCAGCAGAACCCGAAGUUGGUGAACUAAUGGUUUCCAGCAUUACCCCCGAAAGCUUCAACCUUUCCUGGACAGCCCCGGAUGAGGCCUUCAAGACCUUUACCAUUGAAAUUAUUGAUUCUAGCAGGUUACUGGAGCCCAUGGAGUACAACAUUUCAGGCAACUUAAGGACUGCUCAUAUCUCAGGGCUUUCCCCCAAAACUGAUUUUAUUGUCUACCUCUCUGGGAGCACGCGUGGUUUCCGCACAAAGACAAUAAGUGCUGCAGCUACUACAGUAGAUGAACCUCUCCUUAGCAAACUAACUGUCUCAAACGCUACCUCAGACAGUGUGUCCCUCACAUGGGAAGCUCAGGAUGCUGCCUUUGAUCGCUUUGUUUUAGAAGUUAUAAACUCUGACUUGCCUUUGGAUUCUCUGGUGCACACGGUGCCAGGGGCCUCACGGAGUUUUGUAAUCACCAACCUAAGAGCCGCCACUAAUUACACUGUCCAACUGCAUGGUCUAGUUGAUGACCAAGGUGCUCAGACUUUGACAGCACUGGUUACCACAGAGGCCAAGCCACAGCUGGGCACGCUCACACUCACAAACGUUACCCCCGACAGCUUCAACCUCUCAUGGACCGCGAGAGAUGGGCCUUUUGCAAAGUUUGUUAUAAAUGUUAGAGAUUCCUAUGCAACCCACGCGCCGCAGGAGCUUACGGUGUCAGGAAGGGCCCGCAGCGCUCGCAUCUCAGGCCUGGCAGAUUACACUGGCUAUGAUAUUAACAUUCAGGGCACCACCAAUGCAGGGGUCCACACAGAGCCCCUCACUGCUUUUGUCGUGACAGAGUCCAUGCCCCCACUGGAAAACCUAACUGUCUCUGAUAUUAAUCCUUAUGGGUUCACGGUGUCCUGGAUGGCAUCGGAGAAUGCCUUUGACAACUUUCUAGUAAUCGUGGUGGAUUCUGGCAAGCUGCUGGACCCACAGGAGUUCCUCCUUACAGGAGCCCAGCGGCAACUGGAGCUUAAAGGCCUUAUUACUGGCAUUGGCUAUGAGGUUAAGCUUUAUGGUUUUGCCAAGGGGCACCAAACAAAGCCCAUAAGCACUGUGGCUGUUACAGAAGCAGAACCAGAGGUUGACAACCUUCUGGUUUCAGAUGCUACUCCAGGUGGCUUCCGUCUGUCCUGGACUGCAGAUGAUGGGGUCUUCGACAGCUUUGUUCUUAAAAUCAGGGAUACCGACAGGCAGUCUGACCCACGGGAACUAAUUGUUCCAGGCCAUGAACGCACCCAAGAUAUAACAGGGCUGAAAGAGGGUACUAAGUAUGACAUUGAACUCUAUGGACUUAUCAGUGGACGACGUUCCCAGCCCAUAAAUGCAGUAGCUACCACAGCUGUGGGAUCGCCCAAGGCAAUCAGUUUCUCUGACAUUACUGAAAACUCAGCCACAGUCAGCUGGUCGCCUCCAAGGACCCGAGUGGAGAGCUUCCGGAUUUCAUAUGUCCCCAUAACAGGAGGUACUCCCAAUGUUGUGACGGUGGAUGGAACCAAGACUAGGACCAAGCUGGUGAAACUGAUCCCAGGUGUAGACUACACUGUCAGUAUAAUAUCCAUCAAAGGGUUUGAAGAAAGCGAGCCAAUCUCUGGAAUUCUGACUACAGCUCUGGACAGCCCAUCAGGACUGGUAGCGGUGAAUAUCACAGACUCUGAGGCCUUGGCAGUCUGGCAGCCAGCGAUUGCCACAGUGGACAAUUACAUCAUCUCCUACAUUGCUGAGGAUGAGCCAGAAGUUACUCAGACGGUGUCUGGGAACACUGUGGAAUAUGACCUUAAUGGCCUUCAUCCUGCAACCGAAUAUAUCCUGAGGAUCUAUGCAGUAAAGGGACCGCAGAAGAGUGAGACAGUCUUCACCAAAUUCACUACAGGCAUGGAUGCGCCAAGAGAUUUGAGUGCCAUUGAGGUUCAGUCAGAAACAGCAGUGCUGUCGUGGAGGCCUCCACGGGCUUCUGUCACCGGCUAUCUCCUUAUCUACGAGUCUAUUGAUGGCAAAGUCAAGGAAGUCAUCCUGGGACCGGAGGCAACUUCCUACAGCCUGUCUGAGCUAAACCCGUCCACCCAGUACACAGUGAAACUGCAGGCACUGAACAGAGCCCUGAAGAGCAAGCUAAUCCAGACUAUCUUCACCACAAUUGGACUUCUCUAUCCUUACCCUAGAGACUGCUCCCAAGCUCUGUUGAAUGGAGAAAGUGCCUCUGGACUUUACACCAUUUAUACGAAUGGAAACAAGUCACAGCCUAUGGAGGUGUAUUGUGACAUGAACUCUGAUGGAGGUGGAUGGAUUGUGUUUCUGAGGCGCCACAAUGGAAAUGAGGAUUUCUACAGGAACUGGAGGACUUACGCUGCUGGGUUUGGAGAUCCCAAGGAUGAAUUCUGGAUAGGUCUGGAGAACCUCCACAAAAUCACUUCCCAGGGCCAGUAUGAGCUGCGUGUGGAUCUGCGAGACAAGGGCGAGACAGCUUACGCUCUCUAUGACAGGUUUAGCGUGGGAGACUCCAAGACCCGUUAUCGGCUAAAAGUGGAUGGAUACAGUGGAACGGCAGGUGACUCCAUGACCUAUCACAAUGGACGGUCCUUCUCCACCUUUGAUAAGGACAAUGACGCUGCCAUCACAAACUGUGCUUUGUCCUACAAAGGUGCUUUCUGGUACAAGAAUUGUCACCGAGUCAAUCUGAUGGGCAGAUACGGUGACAACAGCCACAGUCAGGGCAUUAACUGGUUCCACUGGAAGGGCCAUGAAUACUCCAUCCAGUUUGCAGAAAUGAAGUUGAGACCCAUCAGCUUCCGGAAUCUAGAAGGGAGACGAAAGAGAGCAUAA
Emys orbicularis (European pond turtle) is the source of this 7212-nucleotide messenger RNA. It is a transcript of the gene TNC, whose product is annotated as tenascin C. NCBI's taxonomy places the organism in Eukaryota, Metazoa, Chordata, Testudines, Emydidae. Gene Ontology annotation, molecular function: protein binding. The record is from RefSeq and is a predicted model, not a curated record. The coding region runs from base 1 to 7212 and encodes 2403 amino acids. Gene Ontology annotation, biological process: regulation of cell adhesion. The transcript has 28 exons.